This is a messenger RNA of Chiroxiphia lanceolata (lance-tailed manakin), 5012 nucleotides long. It is a transcript of the gene MED17, whose product is annotated as mediator complex subunit 17. Gene Ontology annotation, molecular function: transcription coregulator activity. Bases 39 to 1970 code for a protein of 643 amino acids. The record is from RefSeq and is a predicted model, not a curated record. Gene Ontology annotation, cellular component: core mediator complex; mediator complex. Gene Ontology annotation, biological process: regulation of transcription by RNA polymerase II. Lineage: Eukaryota; Metazoa; Chordata; Aves; Passeriformes; Pipridae. The transcript has 12 exons.
CCCGCCCCUGCGGGCUGGAGGGCGGGGGUCGAUCCAAGAUGGCGGGAGUGCCGGCCGUGCGCAUCAGCAUCGAGUCGGCGUGCGAGAAGCAAGUGCAGGAGGUGGGGCUGGAUGGCAGCGAAACCUACCUCCAGCCGCUUUCCAUGUCCCAGAACCUGGCGCGCCUGGCGCAGCGCAUCGACUUCAGCCAAGGCUCUGGCUCCGAGGAGGACGAGCCGGGCUCGGCGGGCCGCGCCUGGACUGAACCGGGCGAGGCGGAGGAUGAAGAAGGAUUGGUAAAGUUUCAGCCAUCCCUCUGGCCUUGGGAUUCAGUGAGGAACAACUUAAGAAGUGCCCUGACUGAGAUGUGUGUGUUAUAUGAUGUUCUUAGCAUUGUGAAGGAUAAAAAGUUCAUGACUCUAGAUCCAGUCGUGCAGGAUCCCCUUCCCCCAAAGCAGAAUCCUCAGUUUCUACAGUUGAUUUCAAAAAAGAAGUCAUUAGCUGGAGCAGCUCAAAUCCUAUUGAAAGGUGCAGAAAGAUUAUCCAAAUCGGUUGCAGAAAACCAGGAAAACAAGCGACAAAGAGACUUCAACUCUGAACUGCUGAGACUGAGACAACACUGGAAGCUGAGAAAAGUGGGAGACAAAAUUCUUGGUGAUCUGAGCUACAGAAGUGCAGGCUCUCUUUUUCUUCAUCAUGGCACAUUUGAGGUGAUAAAGAACACUGACAUUGACCUGGAUAAAAAGAUACCUGAGGAUUACUGUCCUUUGGACGUUCAAAUCCCAAGUGAUUUAGAGGGAUCAGCGUAUAUCAAGGUUUCUAUUCAGAAACAAGCUCCGGACAUUGGUGACCUCGGGACAGUCAAUCUCUUUAAAAGACCCUUGCCAAAAUCAAAACCAGGUUCUCCACACUGGCAGACAAAGUUGGAGACUGCGCAGAAUGUUCUUUUGUGUAAAGAAAUUUUUGCCCAGCUGUCACGAGAAGCUGUUCAAAUUAAAUCACAGAUUCCUCACAUUGUUGUGAAAAAUCAGAUAAUCUCCCAGCCUUUCCCAGGUUUGCAGUUGUCUAUCUCUCUGUGCCACUCGUCCAAUGACAAAAAGUCACAAAAGGCUGCUUCUGAGAAACAGAAUCCAGAGGAUCAUCUCUAUGUUCUGGAACAUAAUUUGCAUCAACUUAUCAGAGAGUGUCACAAGCAAACCCUGAGCUCAACAGUAAUGCCACAUCCAGCUAGUGCACCUUUUGGCCAUAAGAGAAUGAGACUUGCAGGACCCCAGGCUUUUGAUAAAAAUGAUAUCAGUUGUCUACAGUCAAAUGAAGGACUUCUGGAAAAGAUAAUAAAACAGGCAAAACAUAUCUUUCUGAGACGCAGAACUGCUCGAACCAUUGACAGUCUGGCGAGUCGUAUUGAGGAUCCUCAGAUUCAGGCUCACUGGUCCAAUAUAAAUGAUGUUUAUGAAUCCAGUGUUAAAGUUCUAAUAACUUCUCAAGGAUACGAGCAGAUCUGCAAAUCCAUUCAACUACAGCUGAACAUUGGAGUUGAACAAAUCAGAGUUGUGCAUAGAGAUGGAAGAGUUAUUACAUUGUCCCAUCAAGAGCAAGAACUGCAGGAUUUCCUUUUAUCUCAGAUGUCACAGCACCAAGUACAUGCAGUUCAGCAGCUUGCAAAAGUUAUGGGAUGGCACGUGCUGAGUUUCAGUAAUCAUGUUGGUCUGGGGCCAGUGGAGAGUAUUGGCAAUGCAUCAGCAAUAACUGUAGCAUCACCAAAUGGAGACUAUGCCAUUUCAGUACGUAACGGUCCGGAAAGUGGCAGCAAAGUUAUGGUUCAGUUCCCACGGAGUCAGUGCAAGGAUCUCCCAAAAGGUGAUGUACUGCAAGACAGCAAGUGGAAUCAUCUCCGAGGGCCAUUCAAGGAAGUUCAGUGGAAUAAAAUGGAAGGGCGUAACUUUGUGUAUAAAAUGGAACUGCUCAUGGCUGCUCUAACUCCCUGCUAAUGAUGUGUCGGCCUCUCUGUGGGGGCUUUGAAUAGUCUCUGGGCAACAAUCACUGCCCCUGCAGCAAAGGGAAAUGGAAGCUAUGGGCCAAUACAAGAAAGCAAACCCAAAUUUAUUUCCUGUACAGAUAUGUCCAUUGUGGAGUUUGUAAUAAAACUUUUUUCAAUGCAUAUAAAAUACAUAUAAUUUUUUGAAAAAGUUCCGCUCAGCUGUAUCUUUGCUGAUUGCUCUGUCCAGAGUAACAUAACUGAGUAACUAACGUAUUUUUUGUUUAUAAAAUUAAAUUCAGUAUUCCUUUUACUACAUGAAAGGUGUCUGCUUGGAAUCAUUCCCUUUCCUCUCAUGCCCUUAUUUUUUUCAAUAGAUCUUUGCAACUAUUUCUGAAAGAUUAAAAAUAUUAGAACUGAACUGGGCUCUCAGUGGGCCUUUUAGUGGUUUAUACCACAGAACCUGGCUAUCCCUGUGGAUGCUCAUAAGAAGUGGGACAACAGUAGAAGCAGAGCUCCUGUGUCAAGAAUUGAAGCUAAACAAAACUUAAGAUCAAGGUAACGCCUUCACUGUGUGGCAUUCUUGAGUUGGAUUGUUUGUACAUUGAUGGGGAUUCUGGGUGACCCAUUUAUUUUUGAGAAAUAUAUUUACUUGGCAGUUUGUUUAAGUUGAGAGUGUUACAAAGUCACAGCUUGUGUUUUCUGUCUCUCUUUUUUGCAAGAAUAUAGAGGAAAGGUCUUACUCUGCUUGCAAAAUUCUGACAAUUUGAGUUUGUGAGUGAUUUGUGUAAAUUAAUGUCUGGAUAGAAGGUGGUAACUCUCAUGCAGUAAACCUUGGAUCUCCACACGUGCUGCUGGGUUUUUAUCCUGCUCUCUCAAUGAUUAUCGUCCAGGGAAACAAUAAUAUCCUCCUGAAUAUCGGCUCUUUUGAGUUCUUUCAAAAUAAAAAAAGUCAUGGUUUAGAUGGUUUUGGCUUGGUAGUUGUAGCCUUGAAGCUUCUAGUAAGGUGUUAACAAAGCUUUUAUUUUGUUUGGUACUUAAUUGCUAAAAGUCUUUUUGAAACCUGUCUUUAUGAACUGGUUCAGAUUCACGUCCAUGUUGUGUUAUGAGGUGUGUGUAUAUAUGUCUAUAUAUGUAUGAGAAUUUCUUGCACGUAAACAUGUUUGAAUUGAACAUCAUACUUCUAUGAUGACACUUAUUAUUUUGUUGUACUCUCAAGUAAUAAAGAAUAGUUUUGGGAAAUACAUAUUAAGCAACUGCUUGUGGCAAGCUGCUGCUCAGUGUGUGUACCCAAAGCAGCUCUUGUAGUUCUCUUGAUGUUUGCCAGCAUGGAGCAUCGUUUCAGUUCCUGAAUGUACUGGCUUCUGUGUAACUAAUCUGUGAGAGAGAAAGGGUUUUCCUUUCAGGUUCUGAUGAGUUGCCCAAGACAACUGAUGAAAAUGAAAAAUACUAGUAGAAAAUAGUCUCCUGAUCUUCUUGAAAAGUGGGUGAAUCUUAUUUAACACUCAUCAUGUCACAUCCUGUAUUGCUGGGCUAACAGACACUGUACCACUACAGGCAGGGAGGACUUUUGUUUCUUGGUGAACAGUUCAGCCAACAGCCUGAUGCAUCCAACUGUAUGAGGCUGUUUGGACUCCUGACAACACAACAAGUCUUUCCUUACUAAUAAUUAGAAGAUGAGUCUAUGAAACUUGAACAUGUCUUUACACUUCACUGUUGUUAACCUAAAUUGACAGGUCUGCAUGUAGUGACAGCCUUUUCAUUAGGUAAGUUCUUCAUUACCAUGUAAUCAGAUCACUACGGAACUAUUAGAAUCUCAUGGUUGCAGGACUUAUCUCCUGAAAAGAAAUAACGGAUGCAAGAGGACAUCUAAUGUGUUGUGGAAGUGCAAGCACUGCAUGUUAGCAGUGAAAAUAUUUGUCAAGACUUCCACAUCUAGCUGAAAAAAUAAUAACAACAACAACAAAAGAAUUCUUAGAAACCUGGAGGAUCUCUAUUUUAGUGUUGAAUAUAUAGGGAUUCCUAAUUUUAAUGGAAAACAGACUGAUUAGGCCUCUAACAGAGGGACAGUCUUGAAAAUUGGUAGUGCAUCUUUGAAUAUGAGAUGAAGACAGAGAAUGAUUAGGACCUUUACUACUGAUUGCCAAAGCAAUCUUGUGAACUUGAACAUCUCUUUAAUUAGUUUAAAAGUAAAAUGCCUUAACCUGUUUGAUCAUCUAGCAUGCUCUAAAUAUUAAAUUCGCUGGUGUUCUGCAGGGAGUUUACAAGAGGAGUAACAACAGCUAUUAGUUUCUGAACUUCCACUGUAACAACUUGCCAUGAGACUUUAGAUGCUCCAGAGUAGCAAGAAACUGCUAUAGACAGCUUAGUCUCACCUUCUGUACAUAAAAUAAUACUUGCAUUAAUAAUGCAUAUUGACAAACAUAAUUUUCAGAAAAAUGUUAAUAUUUUAUAAAAGACCCUACGUGUGUACAGUAAGCAUGUUAAAUUCUGGGUAAAAUUUGUGAGUGAGGAAUUGUCUAUAAGGAAAGCUGUACAUAGGCUAACUGUACUGGAUGUCAUCAGUGAAUGUUGAGUCCCUGUUGUUCAUCUGGGAUAUUACAGCCUAAAAGCGAGGCUGGCACCAUGGUCAACAGCCAAGAAUAGGUGCCUGAAGUUGCAGUGACUUUGGCCAAGCUAAGAGAGGUAGAACAACUGUGCCAGGUGGAAACUUGUUACUGCUGUUGUAGUACAUCUUAAACUGAAGAAUUUUAAGUGGUCAUUUCCUACUUUCAUCCUAGCUUUCAAAUAUUGUAGUUUACAAGUGUUCGUGAUCUCUACAAUCACAGCAAUGCACUUGAAUGGUCAUUCAUGUCUGGAUGUGUUUCCUGACUUCCUUUGGCAGUUGGAGUGUUCAGGGCAAUGUUAGCAGAUAAUAAUGGUGUUAAGUGCACGCUGCACUUUUUGUACUUUCUAAAUAAGUCUGGCAGAGCACCUACUACAUAUUCAGUUCAGCCUAAUAACUUCACAUUCAAAUUCUAAGAUUUAGGGAAUAAAAAAAUAUGGAAUAGAAAAA